Messenger RNA from Microbotryum saponariae, 2459 nucleotides. NCBI's taxonomy places the organism in Eukaryota, Fungi, Basidiomycota, Microbotryomycetes, Microbotryales, Microbotryaceae. The record is from the annotation of a GenBank genome assembly.
AUGUCGCUCCCCACAAGACACCGUGUUAAAUCAAUCGCCCUCAUGGGCUCGCUAUGGUUGGGCACGACGACGCUGGCCGCCACCCCACAGAUCCCCUUUCAGGCCUUCCCCGGCCGCCCGGCGUCGAUGCCGUUGCAGGAACCGGGCUCGGGCUCGGCUUCGACCGAUCGACCUUAUCGCGAGCUUCCCUGGGGCGACGUCAACAUCAUCUCCACGACCGACACCCACGGAUGGCUUUUGGGACACCAGAACCGGGAGCCCAAUUAUUCGGGCGACUGGGGCGACCUGUACUCGUUCACUCAACGACUCAGGCACCAGGCGCGAGCAAGGGGCGUCGAUCUCUUACUCGUCGACAGUGGUGAUAGGGUCGAUGGCAAUGGUCUGGUCGAUGCCGAACCGAUCGAGCAUGCCAAGGGGUCAGUAGUAGAUUUGAUGCGUCUGCCCCAAAGGCAACGUCGUGCUGAACUCGUCCAAACGUCCGGCCCCCACUUGUGUGCACCCGUUCGACAGCUACACCGCGAUGCAGUACUUCCAGAACAUGCCCUACGACGUCAUCACCACGGGAAAUCAUGAACUAUACCGCUAUCCCGUCGCUCGUUCCGUCCUCGAAAAUCUGGUCCAACACUAUGGCGAACGCUUCGUGGUCAGUGGUGCAUCCGCUUUGGUCCCCACGAUGACGCCCUGCUCCGCGCACGACCUGACCCAUCUUGUGAGUUUGCCCCACAGGCAUCGAACGUCGACAUCAGGGUUACCGACGAAUCUUCGGAGAAGCUUGUUCCGUACGGUCGUCGCUUCCGCAAAUUCCGCACCGAGAUGGGUCGCAACGUCACCGCCUUCGGACCCCUCUUUGACUUCAGGGCUCACGCCGCCGGGAUCCGAGUCCAAGCGCCUCGCGAGAUGAUCAAGGAACCGUGGUUCUUGGAGGCGGUCCGAGAAAAACCAUCGUUUUUCCUGCUCGUUGGUCACAUGUCGAUUCGUUCCGAGUUGGACUCGCAGUGGUCGCUCAUCGUCCGGGCGAUCCGAGCCGUGCAUUCCCGAACCCCUAUCUUGAUCUUUGGCGGGCACCACCACAUUCGGGACUGCGUAAUGGUGAGUAACGACGAGCACGUUUUCAAAAGGAUAUGAGAAUAGGCUCUUGAUUCAAUCUGCCCGUUGUUCCCCAUUGCAGGAGGACGAGCGGUCCAUGUCAAUAGCAGCUGGUCGCUACAUGGAGACGAUCGGGUGGAUGAGUGAGUCUGAACCCUCUCGAGCGCCGUCGAUGUCCGGAAACUGAGACCGUUAGUUCGUCGAUAGGCGUGAGUGGUAUCGAUGCAAAUAAUACUCUGACCUUUGAACGGCGUUUCUUGGAUCAGAAUCGUGCUACGGUGAGCACCCGCUGUGACCUUUACCGAGCUUUACGUCUCUUGCUCACCCGUCCGAGAGCUCUUCUUCGCCCCUCGCAGUACGAAUUUCACGCUGGCGAGAAGUUUGAUACGGCUAUGGGCCAAGCCAUCACCAAGAAUCUCUCCGAAGUAGCCAAGGGCUUCAACCUCACGCAUCGGUACGGCGUCGCACCUCAAUGUGAGUAGCCUGUCUUGGCGCAAGUCGAGAUCGCCGGAGUCAACUAGCAAGGACUGACACUUCUCCCUAUCACUACAGCUUACUACCUCUCGCGUCACCCCCACAACUCGCAGCAAUCAAUCCUGAACCUCCUGACUACACGAGUCCUGCCUCUGCUCGUUACGCGCCCCGAUCGACCGAAUCCUAGUUGGGUCGUGCUCAAUUCGGGCUCGGUGAGGUUCGACGUCUUCAAAGGGCCUUUUACUCGCAACGAUCAAUGGAUCAUCUUGCCCUUCAGUGAGUCCGGCAACCGUUUCUCUGUCUGACUUCCUAGAGCUGACGACAACGUGAUCCCCUACUUAGCCAAUUCGUUCCUCUUCGUACCCGGGGUCAAGCGCUCGGUCGCCCAAAAAAUGCUGGCCUAUCUCAACGUCGUCGGUGAACACAAACUGACGAGCUCGUCCGCCUCCGUCUCUGUACGCUCGACUGAGGAUAAUUACGUAGAGGAUCGCUGGGCUCAAGAGCGUGAAUCGCUCCAUCUCGAACACUUGCAUCGACGAGCCCUUCUCGAGGCUUCGAAUUUGAGCGCCUCAAUCCCUCCAAGCGAGUACGACGAUGCUUCCAGUCUUUCGCUCGGGUAUGUGACCCAAGAUGCAUGCGGUGGUCUAGGCGACGAUACCCUGCAUCGUCCCGUCCCUUCAGUCUGGCAACCCAUCUUUGUCGCGACCGAGUUCCCGCCCUCCGCCGCCGCGGAUCUGAUCGACGUCGUCUUUUUCGACUUUAUCCAACCGGACAUUUUGGGUGCUUUGAAUACACUACAAAACGAGAGAGAGUAUGCGAGUUCGGACGUCAAACUAUUCGUCGAAGAUCUGACGGCGAAUACGUUGAUGCAGGAGUACGCUAAGCGGGAAUGGAAUUAG